AUGAGAGGGGAAAUCCCUAAUCAGAUUCAGCCGGCUGUUCAAGAGAAGAAAAAAAUGUGGCGACCGCUCUCCAGAAAUUUCUAUGGGCGUCUCCGCGGUUCGUCUCGCAGCAUCGGAUUAGCUGAACAUCUUCCAAUCUCUCCUCCUUCUCUGGCUGCUUCUUCUCAGCGUCCGGUACUCGGUGGGCUGUUCUCGUCCAAAACGGCUCCUAGACUGGCGAAGCUUGCUAUCGAAAACGAUGAUGCUGGCAGUGAAGAUUGGUAUUAUGAGCUGAAAGACUUGAAGCAUAAGUACAUAGAAGGUGAAGAAAUGGACGCUCUUUUUGCGAUAAGAAAAAAUAUCCUGAAGAUGAGGUUGUCGGGGAAGGCUUCUGGCUUACUGCAACUACCAUCUGAUGCUGCAAAAGACCUUGGAUUUCUCAGACACCAUUCCAACUUUUUUGAAGAAAAGGGAAAAGUUUCGAAGAUGGGGAAGAUGGUGCCUCUCAGGUCUCUAUAUCGCGCAGCUUCUCGUAGAUCUUCGAUAGGCUUCGCAGAUGUUGCCGGCAACCAGCUCCUUCACCAUCAGUCAGCUCCUCGAUCCCUGUUCACUCUCUCUUCCGCCACCGCUUCUGCGGAUCGCAUCGCUUCCGGUUCUCGGUCUCCUUUGGCAAUCAAUAUUGGUAGCAAAAGAUCUUAUAGUGAGGAUGUGGCACACUUGCCCGAGAUUAAGGACCCUGAUGUCUUAUGUGCUUUCAAGGACUUGAUGGCUACAAGUUGGGAUGAACUUGAUGCGACAGUCAUCCAUGAUGUGAAGAAUGCUCUGUCGAAGAACACUGAUGACAAAUCCGGUCAAGAGAUAUUGAAGAAUAUUUUUCGGUCAUCUGAAGCUGUCGAAGAAUUCAGUGGCAUGGUCAUGUCUCUAAAGAUGGAGCUAGAUGACAGCAUUGGGAUGAGCGGCGAGGAUGUAAAACCGCUAACAGAUGAUUAUGCAAAGGCAAUCCGCAUGUUUUUUGAACGAUACUCUGCGUAUUUGGAGUCAUUUGGACCUGAUGAGGCUUAUCUGAGAAAGAAAGUAGAGAUGGAAUUGGGUUCAAAGAUGAUAUUUUUGAAGAUGAGAUGUGCCGGCCUCGGAUCAGAGUGGGGCAAGGUGACCCUGAUUGGUACUUCUGGACUUGCUGGAUCUUAUGUUGAACAAAGAGCUUAAAGUCCCGGAAUCUUUGAUUCGAUUUGGCUUAGUUGCGAAAGUUUUUCUAGCUUGGAAAAUGUGUUUGUCGAUGGUUUCUAUCAAGUUGCUGAUCUUGGAAACCUUUUAAAGUGGAGUUCGAUUGUAGUUCAAUAAAAGCUUAGGUCCUGUUUACUUUCAUUUCUGUUUCCUGUUUUUGAGAAAACAUAUGUUGAAAACAGGUGAAAACGACAUUUUUUCGUUUUCGAAAACAGCAGGAAGUUGCCACUUUCUGUUUUCAGAGUUGGAAACGAAUAGAAAACAGAAUGAAAAGUAAACAUGUUUUCUCGUUUCGUUUGUCAAAUUUAUGACAUGAAAACAGAAAACAGGAAACGAAAAUAGAAGUGAAUAGGGCCUCUAUUUCAAGAUUUGCAUUGAUGUAAUACUGUUCACGUCAUUUCAGUUCCAUUUAGCUGUAUUAUGGGUGAAAGGUUGGUAGUUGAAGUUGGCUAUGGUACUUUGGUGAGGCACACUGCCUAGCUAGCUGUGUAAAAUCUUGUAAGCAUGUUCAACUUUCUCCUAUGGGACAAAAAACCAGUGGUCACUGAGGUUAGAUCUGAGGCUCUUGUUUGGGAGCUCCCUGUAGUGGGGAGGGUUGGUUACUAGUUCUCUUUUUUUCCCCAUGUCUAGAAGAUGACUAGAAGAUGAAGUAAGGAAUUGUGGAUGUCAUAGAACCACAAACAAAACCACC
Molecule: messenger RNA, 1894 nt
Organism: Linum tenue
Lineage: Eukaryota; Viridiplantae; Streptophyta; Magnoliopsida; Malpighiales; Linaceae
Source: the annotation of a GenBank genome assembly